Molecule: messenger RNA, 1110 nt
Organism: Bursaphelenchus okinawaensis
Lineage: Eukaryota; Metazoa; Nematoda; Chromadorea; Rhabditida; Aphelenchoididae
Source: the annotation of a GenBank genome assembly
AUGGUGGAAUUGCUUGACGUCCUGAGGGAAGUGUUGGAGGAUUUUAAAGGACGACUUAACAUUGUUGAUGCGGAAAGUGUUUUGCAAAGACCAUCUGGAGGGUUGGGCUACCUUCAGGACCAGUUUUAUAUAGCUUACAAAAAAUUGGUAAGUAUGUUAUUAUAAGCGGUUUUUUUUGUGGCAGAUGGCUAACUUUUGUAGAGGUUUAUCGUAAAAUUAGCUUUUAAAAGAUAUUAUGGGUAUGAUCUAAUUUGGUUAUAUAGAAGUUAGUAUAAACGGUUUCUUAUUUUUAAUUUAGAACUUUUUUAAUUUUUUUAUGUUGAGUUGGAUAUGGGACUAGUGUGAGGUACUAUGGCACAAAAAUGGUUGUUUUUACGUUUCUAAUUUUGGAUGUACUGUAGGUUUAAUGUAGCAUUUUCAGUCUAAACAAGAUGAACGUGGUAGGUUUGUUUGUGGCUUUGAAAAAACAAAGAUCCUGCGUCCAGGGGCGUCGCUAGGGGGGGGGGUGGAUCCACCCCCCCAGAGCCGAUUCGAAAAAAAAAUUCUACAGGUAAGGUACCUGUACGCGAAAAAUCGAAAAAAAAAAUUAUUGAGUUUUUAUGGCGGAAUAAACUUUAUUUUAUGUGGAUGUGCGUUAUGAGAUUCAGCUGUUAUUUCGGAGUUUUAUUUCUGAUUGUUUAUUUUAAUAGUAACCAAAAGCUUUUUUACUAUACUGUACGUUUUUGGAGGAAGACAGUUUAUUGUAUGCAUUACAGUAUGAUAGACUUCUUAAUUUUUUGUGUAUAGUGGGUAAAAUAGGGUAGAGUAAGGUACGAUUUACUAAAAAGUAGCGGUAAGGAGGAAGCCUGUGAAAUACAGUGAGACCAUAAGCUUUUACCGUUUCUUGUUCAAAAAGAAAGAGUGGCUGAGAUCAAAAUUACAGUAGUAGAUUAUGGUGAAGGUAUAGUAGAUUGUUAGAUAUCACAAUACAGAAAGUAGGAUUAAGGACUUAAAAUACAGUAAGACUAUCUAUAAGUUGUGGCGACAUAUUGAAUGUGGAAGAUCGAUUGAAUAUUGAUGUCUUUAGUCCUUCGAAUCGUCGAAAUCAGAAGACCGAGGGCGAUUGUAUAA